This is a messenger RNA of Syzygium oleosum, 3350 nucleotides long. RefSeq lists its product as uncharacterized. The transcript has 7 exons. Lineage: Eukaryota; Viridiplantae; Streptophyta; Magnoliopsida; Myrtales; Myrtaceae. The record is from RefSeq and is a predicted model, not a curated record. The coding region runs from base 537 to 2924 and encodes 795 amino acids.
UCGUUGUUUGGUUUCAGGAAGUGUGGGGUGUAAAAAAUUCCGAAGAAAGGACGAGUCUUUGCUUGAAUUGUGAGAGAUUAACGUGGGAGUAGUCGACCCCACGUCCCGUAUUCAGCGAACGAUGCGAUUUGAGCUGUAAGAGUUGGUGGGAGCAAGCUAGAAUUUGGGUUUUGCUGAAAAUGUUGUUCUUGUUGGAGUUGAUUUUGGGCAAGGGCUUUUCUUGAUUUUGGACUCUCUCCCUCUCUCUCGCGGUCGCGCGUGGACAAUCUUAUGAGUAAAAAUACUUGUGUUGAUCCAUUCUUUUCCCUUUUGGAAAUUGUGACUGGACUUUGAUUAUAUGUCCUUCCGCAAGCUGAACUGUGGACCCAAUUUUGCCAUGCGUAGUAGAUUCCUAGAUUACGUUGGCGUAGGUAGAUGAUUAACAAGGGAAAAUUGGUAAGAAACGACUUCAUGCGCGGAAAGCAAUCUUUUUAAUUGAUUGAUGAAGGCAUGAGUUAAAGACAUCCUUGUUGUCCCAACUGCUCAGCCGUGCUUCCAUGGAUGGCAAAAGCUCAGCUGAGUUGAGCCUUCCCUGGUUCUGGAUUAUUGAGUAUUUGGCAAAAUUCGAGCAACUUAAGCCAUCCCUUUUACAUGGUAUCAUUAAAGCGGCUCCAGAAAUAACUGCUCACUUAAGAGAGAAUAUGGAGGAAGUUGUUUCUUUGAGAUUCCUGGAGGAGCUAUGUGGCCCUACAAAUGGAAACAUGAAUGGUACUUUGUCCUCAUUGGAAUCAAAGCCGAAAAUUGAUACUUCAAAGAGCUGCAAAAAUGUCCUACAGUAUUUGUUCCAUAAUGGCUCUGCAUCUGAUCUUGGAGUGACUGCAAAUGAGUUGUUGAAAUGCGACCUUCGCUCAUUUUUAAUCCACAAGAGAGCCUAUGUACCAAAAACUGCUCUAGAGGAGCUAAAAGAUUCGGUACUUGGAGGUACUCAUCCGCAUGCUGAUUUUUUAAAGAAAUUGGGUAGAUUGGCACCUGUUAGUCAUUUAGAUAGGACUGUAAUUCACAAUGGUGGACAUACUGGACUUACACGUGUGCCUGAUGCGGGAGACGCAUGUGCUCCUAAUACAGUUGAUGAAACAAACUUGGUUUCUCGACCCACUAAUCACAUGGAGCUUUUGGAAGAAGAUAAUGAUGUUAGGAUAUGUCUUCCCACAAAGAGGAACCAUCCUGAUGUUCAUGCUGAAAAUAUUGAAAAGAAUUGUAAUGAGAAUCAACAUCAUGAUGCUCAUUCAGAUGCUAAAAGGGCUAAACAGCGAGAUACUGAUGAAAUAAAGGACAGAGAAGAAUCACCAGUUGUUCUAACUGGAAGAUUAGGUUUCCAGAGGAUUGAUGGAUGUUCUGAAAGAGAGAUGGCUAACCUGGUCAAGGAUCAUGUGGGGGCUGUGGAUGAAGACCAGUUGUUAGUGGGAGAUGGGAGGCAUUAUGUUCAGCCGAGGACUUGUGAUGUGAUUUCCGAUGGAAUAGAGCGGGGGUUUUCUGUUGAUGAUUCGACACGCAUCCAUGACUCCAUAGAGAAAACAAAUAACAGCGAAUCAGCUCGGGCAUCGCAGUGGGGGCAGACUUUUACCAGUAAUGUGGAAGAUUACAUGGUCCAUGUUGCUGGGGAGGAAACAUCUAGUGAUAGUGAUGAAUAUAGAAAGGAGGAGAUGGAUGUUACGAUGAAAAAGCAUGAAUUUUUAUACUCUCAGUCUCAGUGCCCGUCACCUCGCUAUGCGUUUGCAACAGUUGAUUGUAGGGAGCAAAAUGUUUGUAUGAAGUGUAAUGAAGGUGGUCAAUUGUUAGUUUGUAACACCAGCAGUUGCCCUUUGAUGGUUCAUGAGAAUUGUGUGGGCUUAUCAGCUAUGUUUGACGACAACGGUAUGUAUUACUGUCCAUUUUGUGCAUAUUCUAUUGCCAUUUCUGAAUAUCAUGAUGCCAAGAAAGAGGCCUCUUCAACAAGAAAAGCCUUAUCUACUUUUAUUCGUGCUGGACUCAAGCACCAGCAAGAGAAUUUGGAUCGGAUGGAACAGAGUCUGUCAGGAAAUGGAACUAGUGAGAUUGAUAGAGUAAAUGGACAUAAUGAAAUGGACGUGAAUGGCCAUCAGUUUCGAGGGAACGAAAGUGAUGGAGUACAAGAUUAUCCUUCUCAACGAUGUAAUGGUGGCAACGCCGAUUUACCAAGUGGGGAAGAGGAAGAAAUGGUCCAUGGCAGAGCUUCUACUGAUGCUGCGGAAUUCUUGGAAGGGAAAUGGAACAGGGAAAACAAAUCCAACAUGGUUGAGAGGACUCCUACUCUGGAAAAACAGAUAGAUGAGAACAUGGUGCAAGCAUGGCCAUCGGGGCAAGUUCUCGAAAGAGAACAGGACCAAUUAUUGGAAAACAACCUGUUCGUUAAUGGGACUGUUGCUUAUAAUAACACUCAUAUUGUCCCUGUGAAUCAGAGAGAUGAAGUCAGAGAUGAGCAAGAUGUUCUCAGUAAGGAUGCCACUGAUACACCAGAUGGCGGUGCUUGUGCUAAUAUUACUGCAAAGGAAUCUUCCGAAGAUGAUGAUAAUGAAACAUCCAAUUACAGAAUCAGUUUCCGAGGGCGAAGAAGUCAGGAGGAAGCCUCUGCAAAUGCUCUGUUUAUGCAAGAUGAAGCUCCCUUGAUGGGGGAGGAGGAACAUUCUCCAGAGCCUACUUCACAGCCAGAACCAAAUUCAGAGUCUCCGCCUUCUGGACAGCUCGGACCUUCUUCGCUGUCGUUACCGUCUAAACACAUCUCAAGAUUCCCAUCGAGGGGAAGGAGGUGUUUGAAGACUUAUGCGAGUUCUGCGGUCCUCAGAAGAAGUGCAAGAAUCAGAUCAUUCGCUCGGUCAAGUCAAAAAAGGGCCAAAGACGAUCCAUGUCAAGUUAUAGAAAUAGAUUGACUAACGCAUGUCCAACAAUAGAAAUGGAUUGAUCAAUGUCAUGAAUUGCCUUCGGGGUUCAUGUCUUUUAGGGGCCGAAAUCCGUCUUCGUUGUACGCAGCAGCAUUGAGUUAUAGUUCAUGGAUCCGUUUUGUAAAUGGCCAUCAUUUUAUGACAUUUGUUGGAUCCUUUUUGUACUUAGGGGCGCUUAAGAUUCUUUGCAGCUGGGUCUUUGAUCUGUUGGAUGGAUGUGUAUGAGUGACGUUUAUAGUCAGGAACAUGUGAUUCGGAAUUUAGAGGGCAUUGUCUGCUCCAAAAUAUUCCUCCUGAAAUUCUUGCGGCACUUCUUAACUUGGUAUGCCUUUCCAACUUAGAGCUGUUGUUACCUGAUCUGACUUUUACAUUGUGGAAAUCAAUGAUUACUUCGAUAUCUGUUCUUUCAGAAAA